AUGUUGAUCCGCACGCUCACUUCUCUUCCGACAUUUACGGCUGUUGCUGGUGCGCUACCCUACAGCUUCGUCCUCGACGUGGACAGUAUCGACGGCGCCGCCAUUGAUGGACCACCAUCUGCACCGCUGCUCUUGACGACGACGGAAGCUUUCGGCUCGCCCACGACCGCACUAUCACCCUUUCCUACCUCAAUCGUAAGCAUGCUUGCCUACGCGCCGGUCCGGCCAGCUAUUGUAACUACUACCGGCGUUGGCAAUACGACACUCACCACCUGCCUCCCAACCACUGUAAUCACCAUCACCCUCCCCAACCCUACACCUCGCCCAACCACCGGUUCUGAGCGCAGCGACGACAGAGAUACCUCUUCCAACGACGAAAACAGCUUGACCGACAACGACUCAGAUGACGCCGCCACGCCGUUCGACACUUCAACCCCGGAGCCCCUCUCAGCAUGGCCACACUGGUUUACAGCCGCGACGUUCACGCUCGUCUUCUACGACGCCAUCACGCUGGGUCUCUUCGUCUGGCUGUGGGUGUUUGGGUACCUGUGGUGGUUUGGCCGAGGCCGUGAGACGCGAAUGGGUGGGUGGGUCAGGAGGGGCGCUGUGUCCGAGAGCAUGGAGAUGGCCCCCACACUGGACAGGCACGGGCGGUAUGAGAGGACUUCGGAAUGGGUGGGGUCUGGGCGCAGCAGGUAUGGGAGGGCGAGGAGCCGGAGCUGGGAGCGGGCGAGGAGUUUGAGGGAGGCGGAGUUGGAGAGCGAAAUGAGGAGAUUGGGUAUGAUUUAG
Molecule: messenger RNA, 789 nt
Organism: Ascochyta rabiei
Lineage: Eukaryota; Fungi; Ascomycota; Dothideomycetes; Pleosporales; Didymellaceae
Exons: 1
Coding region: 1-789 (262 amino acids)
Source: RefSeq, a predicted model, not a curated record